AGAGACAGAGACAGAGUGGGGUCGAGUCUGCUGGACUGAGUGGAGGAGGAUUCACAGCAUUACUGCACUUUGACAGGCGUACCCGACAGGUUUAUUUUUUAUUUUUGUUAAAGUCUGAAUGUCUUCAGCUGCGUUACGUCAUCGCUGUGUGCUGUUUUUAGAAACUAGCUCAGCUAGCUGAGUUAGCUUUAGCCACAGGAUUUGAAGUUUCCGUUCGCUCGCACUCAGACGACUAAAUAUAUAUAUGUGUCAAUAUGGCACAUAGAAAAGAAGUGUUUGAAUCCAAAGUACUCCAGAAGCUUUACCCAGCAGCUCCCAAAUUGGAGAAGGAGCCCAGCCCACCACGCUUUGUAGAGACCCUAGCCAAAAAUGUGAAAAGAAAAGCCUCUCAAGAGGACACGGCCGCUGAUGCAGGGAAGACACAGAGUGCAGCCAAUCUAGGCAGGCGGAUGUACACGGUUCUACCUCCUCCACCAGACUACAAGACGGAUUUAGAGAAAUCAGUCACACUCCCCCAGCUACAAAGUGUAAAUAGUGCCGAAGACCCAGCUGAGGAGAGCGUCCAUGAUAGUAAUGAAGACCAAGAUAAAGAGGAAGAAGAAGAGCACAAAAGGAGGAGAAGGAAGAGGAAAAGGAAACCAUCGCUCCAUCAAGACUCUGGGAAAGAUCCAGUGAUAGAGUCCAGCUCAGGUCAGAUCCAGAUGCCCGUGGAUGAGAGAGGAGAGUGCAUUAGCAAAAACAGGAAGAGGAAGCUGAAGAAGAAACGGCACAAAGAGAAGCUGCUCUCCACGGGGCUGAUGCCACGGACUGCUGCUCUGGAGUUCACAUACAGAAAAGAUGGACAGGAGGAGGAGGAGGGCGAGGAGGAGGAGGAGGAAAAUAACAAGAGGAGAGCUGCUGAGGUAUCAGACUUCCUCAGGACAACAAUGGAAAUCUAUAUGUCAGACUCCUCGUUGCGUGUAGACAAGCUUCAUCUCCUGUCUGGAGUAGUGGACGACCUCCUGAGCGGCAUAGCCAGUGGACGCAAGCCCGCCUCUGUUCUGAAGCAGCUGUACGCUCUUAAGGCCUUUGUUCAGCAGAAACAGACGGAUGAACUUGAAAAGGCACUGGAGAAGCUCUACAACACAUCUUCAAUGUCUGCAGAUGAAACCACUGCAGUUGUUUCACUGUUCCGGUACUGGAUCACAGACAUUUUUCCCAUGCAGGGAGACAAGAAGACCAGGCUUUCUACAGUGCACCUAUGAGGUUGUCAGUCAAACUGAAACAUAGACUCGACUGAUUCAUGACUUAUUUCCACUGUAUUCCAUCACAAGUUUAUUCCACAGUGUUGGAGCUUAAGUAAUGACAUUUAAAAUAUAUUUUUUUAAAUUAAAUAUUUUUUUCUUUUUGAUCUAUGCCUUUGUCUCCAUUCAUU
This is a messenger RNA of Larimichthys crocea (large yellow croaker), 1414 nucleotides long. It is a transcript of the gene erich1, whose product is annotated as glutamate rich 1. NCBI's taxonomy places the organism in Eukaryota, Metazoa, Chordata, Actinopteri, Sciaenidae. Bases 255 to 1244 code for a protein of 329 amino acids. The record is from RefSeq and is a predicted model, not a curated record. The transcript is spliced from 6 exons.